UUUGUACACAUCACGGAGAAAAACGGAUUGAUUAGAAAUGAAAAAUUUGAAUUUUCUGUUGCCGAAUGAUUAAAAAAGUACCGGAAACACCGGAAACUACGUUAAAUUGAUAAAAUAAUCGUUUUACUUCAAAAAUCAACAUGGAUACAAUCAGCACGAAAAGGAAACAGCUCAAUGAUAAAUUUAACAAAGUGUUCAACAAAUUCAGCAUGAAAGACUUCAAGGAACACAUUCUAGAUUUUUUCGAAACCUUAUCUUGGAGCACAAUAGAAAAAGCAAUAUUGAAGUUCAAUCUGUCAAAACGGAUGCCAGAUAUUGCCAAAAUACUGUUAGAAUAUACCAAAGAUUAUUCUGAUGAAGAAUUACAAAACUUGUACUAUAAUUUAGUUACGUUGGAUCUAGUCUUACAUAACAGCAGAAGGCAAUGGACCGCUGUUCUAAUGAAACAGGGUACGAAUCCUGAUCGUGUUGACGAAAGAAGUACAGACGAAAUUGCCAAAGAAUUUCGCAGAGAAGGUUUAAAUGUGAGAAUGAAUAUCCAAUUGGAAGAAAACAUUUUAUGGAUUGUGUUAGUACUCAUACGACGAGGCAGACAUUCAGCGCCUUACUUUAUUGGUCGUCAUACUUCUCGUCCUUAUUUAUUUUAUUCGCCGAAAAAUCUCAAUCCAGAUGUUCUAAAGACUUUGGUAUCUGGAUUUGGAUACAGGGAUCAUAAAAUCUGUAAAUUAAACGGAAAGAAUAUUUCGUCUUUAGUUACAAUGCUCAAUGGACAACGAAAAGCCGCUGUAAAGAGAGCAGAAACUGAUUUAGUUUUGAAAAACACUGUUGCUGAUUGUGUGCGAUUAUCGCAAGGACUGGAUUUUUGUCAGGAUAAAGUACGCUCAGUGCAUGCCCAUCAAAUGCUGGGAGAAGAAUCAUUUAAAUUGGAAACUUUUACUGUCAAGGCCGAUAACGAAUGGAGAGGUUUGAGAACAGUACCGGAAGCUGAAGAUGUACAAGUCAAUAUGAGUUUGCAAAUAAAAUCGAAAAAUAUUCGACAAACAAUCGAUGAGAUGAUUACAGCGGGAAUUAUUCAGCAGCCAUAUCCGGUUUGGGUUAAAGAAUUUUUAACGUCAGGAAAAAAUGUGAUAAAUAUGGCCUAAUAGAAUUUGUAAUUUUUUUCUCGUUUGUAUAUUCCGAGUGCGAUUUAAGGCACUGUUUUCAUUUUGUAUUAUUUUAAUAUCGUGUAUACCGGUUUUAUAUUCAUACUUUUCAUGAUAUAAUAUUUUUAUAAAUACAGUUUUUAAACUUUUUCAUGAA
This is a messenger RNA of Planococcus citri (citrus mealybug), 1299 nucleotides long. RefSeq lists its product as uncharacterized. Lineage: Eukaryota; Metazoa; Arthropoda; Insecta; Hemiptera; Pseudococcidae. Bases 141 to 1142 code for a protein of 333 amino acids. The transcript has 8 exons. The record is from RefSeq and is a predicted model, not a curated record.